Molecule: messenger RNA, 4369 nt
Organism: Cololabis saira (Pacific saury)
Lineage: Eukaryota; Metazoa; Chordata; Actinopteri; Beloniformes; Belonidae
Product: kinesin-like protein KIF27
Exons: 16
Coding region: 1-3891 (1296 amino acids)
Biological process (GO): microtubule-based movement; mitotic spindle organization
Molecular function (GO): ATP binding; microtubule binding; microtubule motor activity
Source: RefSeq, a predicted model, not a curated record
AUGGCCGAGGUGCGGGUGCGGGUGGCGGUCCGCAUCCGCCCCCUGCUGGCCAGGGAGGUGCUGCACCGACACCAGGUGUGUGUGCGGGUGGUGCCGGGCUCCGCGCAGGUGCUGUUCGGCUCCGACCGCCUCUUCUCAUUCGACCACGCGUUUGGACCCAGCAGCGACCAGGAUGAGGUGUACGAGGUCUCCGUCCGGCCCCUGGUCCAGUACCUGGUCCACGGGUGCAAUGCAACCGUGUUCUGUUACGGACAGACAGGCUCCGGCAAGACGUACACGCUCGGAGGGGGAAACCAAGAUGAAGAGGGGGGAAUUAUUGACCGUGUUGGACAGGAUGUGUUCGUGCUGUUGGCGGAGAGGAGUAAGAACAAUGAUGGUGUGGAGGCCAAAGUGAGGGUCUCCUAUAUUGAGCUGUACAAAGAGGAGCUAAGAGACCUGUUGGAGCUGAACACCAAUCCCAAAGAGCUUCAUAUCAGAGAUGAUGAAAGAGGAAACACAGUUGUGGUGGGAGCCAAAGAAAUAGUUGUUACAUCAGGAGAGGAGCUGCUAAGUCUUAUAGAGAUGGGAAAUGCUCUGCGCCACACUAAUGCUACAGAGAUGAACGAACACUCAAGUCGUUCUCACACCAUCCUCACCCUUCAGGUCAACAUCUGUUGCCAGAGCAACGACUCCUUAAAGCCUGCCCAAUCUUCCAAACUCUGUCUGGUCGACCUAGCUGGUUCAGAGCAUGCUCGAAAAACUGGAAACACCGGUACACGACUUAAAGAGUCUGCUCAUAUCAACACGGGCCUGCUUGCACUCGGUAAAGUUAUUCGUGCCCUCUCAGACCCUGCUCGAAUCCGGCGUGGUAAAAACCUCGGCAGUACGCAUAUACCAUACCGUGAUGCCAAGAUCACCCGUCUUCUUCGUGACUCACUGGGGGGAGCCGCCCAUACCCUGAUGGUGGCGUGUGUAAGCCCCUCCCACCACUUUGAUGCUGAGACUCUGAACGUCCUCCAGUUUGCUUCUAAGGCUUGUCACAUCCGCAACUGUCCAGGAGCAAUCAACCCUCACACAGAAGUUAAAGGCUUCCCUACAACCUGGCACCCCAAUGAGGCUCGAAUAAGGGAGCUGGAGUAUGAGGCAGAGACAUUGAGAGAGCUCCUCAAAGACAAAGAGAAGGACACAGAGAUGGAAAUGGAGAAGACGGGAGCUAGAGUUGGAGAGGAAUCUCGCUUAAAACAGUCCAGUGAGAUUCAGAUAUCUAAACCGGCUAAGAAAGUGAACCAAGGGGAAAUGUGGCAGUACUGCCUCUUGGCAAAGGAAGCUGCAGGUCUGCUUUCAGAUAUCUCUGGCCUGUUACCAAAUCUUUUAUUUAGGCAGCAAGUGAAAGAUUGGCAUGAGAGACUGACAGCUGUCUGUCUGUCAAGUGAGACUGAUAAGACAGACUUUGCAGAGGGGCAAAGAGACCGACCUCCCCAUGCAAACAUUUCAAAAUUCAGCAAAGUUCACAAAUGCCAGAAAGAUGCAGAAUUGAAAAGGCUACAAGAUGAAGUCAAGAAACUUCUUCAAGAGAGAAGCAUCCACCUUAAAGAUUUUGAGGAAGCAAAGGAGCGAAGUCGAAUACAGGCAGAACAACUAGUGGAUCAGCAGAUUCUGAUUGAUCGCCUUCGCAGCAAGCUCUUGACCUUUCAUGGGGCAAACUCAGGACCAAGUGUGGAUGUUGAGGCUUCUGGAUUCAAGGGGAAACGACCCCACAGUGUUCCUCUGACGGGCUACAGCUGUGUACGCCGGCCUGCCAGGAAGAUUCACUCCAGUCCACCAGCGUACUCACUGGAGAGAGUGAUGGCUGCUUUCAAAAUGCGUGGUCGCCUCCUGCUGGCUGAGAUCGAAGAAAAAGACUGCCCAUUCAUUAAACAACAGGCCGAGUGCAAAGACACGAGUCAAGAAGAGGAAGAAGAGGAAGAGAAUGAAAGUUUUAAUGAAAGAAAGGGAUUUAGGCGUUCCUUGAAUCGAACAUGGACCAGCCAGCGUAAGAAAAGCACAGGAUUAGAUCACACGCUUGUUGGAAACCCGGAAGGACAGCUGACUCAGUGGACCACAGAUGCUAAAGGAAACCAACUCAAGAAAAGCCAUAUGAAUAAGGCAAGAAGAGCUGCUGAGAGAAAGAUCCAUGAUCUGUCCGUCAACAUGCAGAUGAAAGAAGAGCUCAUUAAAGAACUUGACAGAACUGAAACUGAAACUCAAGCAUUGGACAGGGGCAGUAAGCGCAGUGGCAAUGGCAGAGAAGUGGACGUGUUGGCGAGACUUUCCGUGCAGAGCCAGCAGGUGCGAGCAGAGGCGUACCGUAGUCUGCAGCACAUGAGACUGCAGAGAGCACAGCUUCUGAGCAGCCUGGACCAGCCGAGAAACACUGGUGAUGACAACAUAGAGCACGGCCAAAACGUGGAACAAAGUUCUGAAGGCUCAAUUGGGUGUAAAGAAGAAAAGUCAAACAGAAUGCUGCGUGACACCAGUUGGAUGGAGGAAGAGGAGGAGCAGGUUCUUCAGAAAAGAGCAGAGCUGCAGGAGCUGGAAGAGGAGCUAAAGAGAAGAGAAGAUGUGCUUCUGCGCAGGGAGGCCUGUCUGCAACAGAAAAACAAACUAGAGAACAAGAUGCUACGCUCCAGUCAGGCUUUGAAUCAAGAUCUGCUACGUGUGUCGACGCAGUUAAAGUCUGUGGAAGAACAGCUCCAGAGCAGCAGCAGCAGCAGCAGCAGCAAUCUGAGCCAGACUAGAAGCAUUACCAUAGAGGAGCUAGAUAAAGAGAGAGGCAUGCUUAAGAAGAGAAGAGACACUCUAGAUGCCCAGCUGAGAGACAACAGAGUGCUCACUGUGGAGGAGGAGCAUUCCCUUCUCCAGCUUGAGGAAGCGAUUGAAGCGCUGGAUGCAGCGCUGGAGUUUAAAAACCACUCUAUCAAGAACAAACAGCAGCAAUUAUCAGUCAACAACUCAUUGUUGCACCAGUCGCAAAGCACCGAGCCAGCCCAGCUCUGUGAUGUCACCAGGAAGCUGAAGGACCUCUCACCACCUGAGGCUUUUAAACUGCUCCUCAAAUAUUUCAACAAGGUUGUUUGUCUCCGAGAGGCAGAGCGUCUUUUACGUUUGCGCUGUGAGGAACUGGAAUUACAUGCUGGGGAGCAAGAGGCAGUGCUAAGGAAGAUGGAAGCUGCUAUGCAGAGUCUGGCACUGGAUACAGACCGUAGGCUCACCCAGCAACACAAAGAUCACCAGAACAACAUUCAGCUCCUUCUACAGAAACUUAAAGAAGGAAAUUCUGGAGCGGCAGAACAAGCAAUACAAGAUAGACUGCAGCAUCUGGAAAAAGAGCUGUUUUUCUAUAAAACAUCCACCCGGCAACUCAAAAAGAAAAUCAAAGAGCUUCUCAGUGAUGCCAUGCACCCCGACAAUGAGCCAUCAUGCAAACAAAAGAACAGACAAAUGCACAAUACCCAGACACAAGCAAAUGCAAAUAAACCCCAAACUCAUUCAAAGGAUGUACAGAUGGGGACACAAAUGACCACCACAUACACAAAAAUAUAUGCCGAGAGAGACACAAAGACAAACAGAGACUUCUCCCCAAGCAGACAGACCCACCAAAUGCAGUAUCCACCUUCUGCUUCCCAAGCGCUCAAAAAGACAACACUCUCUGAACACAAUCAGAUACUCACUCAUUUUCAAGGGAAGAGUGUAAAAGGUCAAUCAGAAGAAAGUUCAGAAGUCUAUAUGUGUCACAGAGAGCUCAGAAAGAUUCCUCCAGCUGACCUGCAUGUCUCUGUUUCUGCCACAUGGGGACAACGGACUGUUGUUGAUAUCAGCACAGAGUCGGUGUUGGAAGACUCUAUAGAAGUGCUCAGAAAAACUGACGGGUAAUAUUGCAUUAUUUGCAGACCUAUUUGCUACUGUUACUCAGAUGUAGUACAUACUUUUCCAUUGGUAGCGUGUCAACAAGAGAUUACAGCUGGAUGGUCAGUAAACAAAAGACAUUGUGUGUUAUGAAUGCUUUAUAACUGUGAAAAUGCUCAUCUAGUGCUUGUUAGAAGAUACCAACAUUGUUAAAAUACUUUGUGUGGCUUUCAGGACAUAAGAGUGCCUGUUAAAUUAUCUAAUGUAAUGUUACAAUAUGAACAGAUGAGUAAAAUCUCUUAAACAAGGGACCCAAUCCAUACUAAAUCUUCUGGUUUAUACAUUCAUCAUUAGAAAUUACAUUAAGGGAAACCACCAUUUUCAACAGAAAUGACCUGAAAAAAACCAUUACAUGGAGGAACUUUCAGUAACUUGCAUGGGUUUUUGUAUUUAAUUUUAUAGUAGAAAUUAGUUAACUUAUCAUUUUUGAAAUGAUAGCACUUAG